This is a messenger RNA of Penicillium antarcticum, 1239 nucleotides long. RefSeq names its product NAD(P)-dependent alcohol dehydrogenase. The record is from RefSeq and is a predicted model, not a curated record. Gene Ontology annotation, molecular function: zinc ion binding; L-iditol 2-dehydrogenase (NAD+) activity. NCBI's taxonomy places the organism in Eukaryota, Fungi, Ascomycota, Eurotiomycetes, Eurotiales, Aspergillaceae. The transcript has 2 exons. Bases 1 to 1239 code for a protein of 412 amino acids. Gene Ontology annotation, biological process: D-sorbitol catabolic process.
AUGACAGAAACGUCGACCACCGCGCUCGUCCUCCACGGCGCAAAGGACCUCCGCGUCGAACAACGCACAGUCUCGGCCCCAGCAGCCAACGAAGUCCAAGUCGCAAUCCGCGCAACAGGCCUCUGCGGCUCAGACCUACACUACUACAGCCACGGCCGCAACGGCGACUUCGUCGUCCGCGAACCAAUGUGUCUAGGCCACGAAUCAUCCGGCACAGUAACAGCAAUUGGAAGCAGCGUGCACACCCUAAAAGCCGGCGACAGAGUCGCCCUGGAAGUAGGCCUCCCGUGCCGAAAAUGCGCACUAUGCAAACAAGGCCGGUACAACAUCUGCAAAGAAAUGCGCUUCCGCAGUAGCGCAAAGACAUACCCCCACCUCGACGGAACACUCAUGGACCGCACGAACCAUCCAGCAGACAUGUGCCACGUCCUCCCUGACUGUGUCAGUGACGCGGCAGGCGCCCUCGUCGAACCACUCGCCGUCUGCCUGCACGCUGUCCGUCGCUCACACCCGCCCACAAAAGAAGAAGUAGAGCUCAACGCCGCAGCGGGCGAAGAAACCGCUGCGCUAGUCUUCGGCGCAGGCGCAAUCGGUCUCUUGAUUGCAGGCGCACUGGCCGCAAGUGAGAACUUCACUUCUAUCCUCGUCGCGGAUAUCGACGAGCGUCGUCUCGAUAUCGCCAAGAGUAUGGGGCUAGGACUUAAGACAGCGCUUAUUCCUCGUGGUGAUCCUUCGAACCCGCCUCCGGCGAAGGAUGCCCCCCAUGCAGAGCAGACAGCCUAUGCCCUUUCGACUGCGCAAUCUGUCGCUGCGGCUCUCACUAGCGUUGCAUCCUCUGGUUCUGGUUCUGGAUUGAGUAUGCCCGGUUUCAGCCGUGUCUAUGACUGCACUGGUGUGCCAGCCUGUGUUCAAGCGGGGAUCUAUGCCUCUGCGCCUGGUAGUGUGUUGGUCCAGAUUGGAAUGGGAAACCCGGUGCAGACUGUUCCUGUUGGUGCGGCUGCGUUGCGGGAGGUUGAUAUUAUUGGUGUGUUCCGGUAUGAUGGGGCUGCAUAUCCUGCGGCUAUUUCCUUACUUGCUAGUGGGAAGAUGAGGAGUGUUGAGGAGAAGGUUGUUACGCAUCGCGUGAAGCUUGAGGAGGGGGCUAGGGCUUUCCAGCUUGCUGGAGCUGGUGUUGAUGAGGAGGGGAGGCCGGUUGUUAAGGUUAUUAUUGAGAAUCGGGGGCGGGAUGUUUCGUUGUAG